GAGAAAGGGCUCUCAUUGAUUCCAGCCGACGUUUAGGAUGAAGACAGCUCUGUUUCUCCUCCUUGCUUUGGCUGUGGCCACUAGCCCAGCCUGGGCACUACAAUGUCAUGUGUGCAGCAGCACUACCAACUGUAAGAAAGCUCAGGUCUGUCCGGCCAACUCCUACUACUGUAAAACCGUCACCACAGUGGAGCCUCUGAAUGGGAACCUGGUGAGGAAAGACUGUGCAAGCACAUGCAUCUCCAACUACAGCCAGCAGGGCCACGUCAGCAGUGGUUCCGAGGUCACACACUGCUGCCAGAGUGACCUGUGCAAUGAGAGUCUGAACAACGCUGCACCUGGACGUGCCCAGCUCAGCAGCGGCAUCCUGGGCCUGGCAACGAGCCUCGGCCUUCUCGCUGUUGUGACUCUCUGCCUGUAAUUCACUGCUUGGAAUUUCCCUUGCCUCUCCCCUUCUAGGCCCCAGGGUCCCCACGGCCCCUCCUUUGGCCAUGAUGGAGGCACCAGAUGCUAAGGCUGGGGGAUGCCCUUCAAGGCUGGGGCUGAGUCCUGAUGGGCAUCAAGAGUCGAUGUCAUACAUAGUACAGGACAGGAAGGUGUGGCCUGCUUCCCAGCAUGAAAGAUGACGGACAGACAUG
Messenger RNA from Apodemus sylvaticus (European woodmouse), 638 nucleotides. RefSeq names its product lymphocyte antigen 6 family member D (gene Ly6d). Gene Ontology annotation, biological process: lymphocyte differentiation. The transcript is spliced from 3 exons. Gene Ontology annotation, cellular component: cell surface. NCBI's taxonomy places the organism in Eukaryota, Metazoa, Chordata, Mammalia, Rodentia, Muridae. The record is from RefSeq and is a predicted model, not a curated record. The coding region runs from base 38 to 421 and encodes 127 amino acids.